CACGUGUCAGUGUGGGUCUGACGAGCAGCCAUAUUAGUACAGUUCAUUCUUUCACGCGACCGGGUUCACGCUGAAGAAUGGCGAGCGCGCCGUGUACCCCGGCCGGGCCACAGCCGUUGCCUCGCGGCGGCAGCGCGACUCCUCUGAGCCCCGCGCGGAUCUCCAGGCUGCGGGAGAAGGAGGACCUGCAGCAGCUCAAUGACCGGCUGGCGGUCUACAUCGACACGGUGCGCGGACUGGAGACCGAGAACAGUGCGCUGCAGUUGCAGAUCCGCGCGCGCGAGGAGGAGCGUGCACGCGAGAUCUGCGGGGUCAAGACACUCUACGAGACCGAGCUGGCGGACGCGCGCACGGCGCUGGACAACACGGCGCGGGAGCGCGCGAGGCUGCAGAUCGAGCUGGGCCAGAUCGGGAGCGCGCACGAGCAGCUGCAGCACAUAUGUGCUAAGAAGGACGCGGACCUCACUUGCGCUCAGGCCCGGCUGAAGGAGGUUGAAGCCCUGCUGAACUCUAGAGACGCGGCGCUGAACACGGCGGUGUCCGAGAGGAAGACCCUGGAGAACGCCCUCACAGACCUGCAGAUCCACGUACAGGAGCUGGAAGGUGGGCUGGGGUCGGCUAAGAAGCAGCUGUCAGAUGAAACUCUGCUGCGCGUGGAUUUGGAGAACCGCUGCCAGAGCCUCAUGGAGGAGCUGCACUUCAGGAAGAACAUGUUUGAGGAGGAGAUCAAGGACACACGCCACAGACACGAGACCCGUCUGGUGGAGGUGGACUCGGGCCGGCAGAUGGAGUUCGACUUAAAACUGGCUCAGGCAUUUGCAGACAUGAGACAGCAACACGAUGACCAGAUCAAACUCUACAAGGAGGAGAUGGAGCAGACAUACAUGGCCAAGCUGGAGAACGUGCGUUUGUCAUCCGAGAUGAAUAGCUCUUCAGCCAGUAUGGCCCGUGAGGAGCUGCGCGAGUCCACGCUGAGAGUCGAGAGUCUGGCUGCUCAGCUCACUAACCUGCAGAAAGAGGCACGUGCGUGGCAGGAUCACAUCAGUGAGCUGGAAGCGGCUCUGAGCCAAGAGAAAUAUGUGAGCCGCCGGUUACUGGCUGAGAAGGAGCGCGAGAUCGCUGAGAUCAGGGCCAAGAUGCAGCAGCAACUGGACGACUAUGAGCAGCUCCUGGACGUCAAGCUGGCGCUGGACAUGGAGAUCAACGCUUACAGGAAGUUGCUGGAGGGAGAGGAGGAGAGGUUGAAGCUGUCUCCCAGCCCCUCGUCUCGCGUGACGGUGUCGCGGGCGUCCUCCAGCCGCAGUGUUCGGACCACGCACGGGAAGAGGAAGCGUGUGGACAUGGAGGAGUCCGAGGCUAGCAGCAGCGUGCGCAUCGCUCACUCGGCAUCUGCCACUGGAAACAUCUGCAUCGAUGAGCUGGACGUGGACGGGAAGUUCAUACGCUUACACAACAACUCUGAGCAGGAUCAACCCAUGGCAGGAUUUCAGCUGAUUCAAACUGUCGGUGAUGUUUCUGCGGUGUAUAAAUUCACUGCUAAAUACACCCUGAAGGCUGGACAGAAAGUGACGAUCUGGGCGUGUGAUGCAGGCGUGAGCUCCAGUCCUGCUGACCUGAUCUGGAAGAGCCAGAGCUCAUGGGGAAGUGGCGAGGACAUUAAAGUGCUUCUACUGAGCCCAGAUGGAGAGGAAGUGGCUGUGAGGAGCACAGCUUUCAACACCACAGUGGAGGAGGAAGAGGAGGAGGAGGACGCUGAUGUCAUCGAGGAGCGCUUCUUUCACCAGCAGGGAGAUCCACGUGCUGCCAAGAGAGGCUGUUUGGUCAUGUGAUCAACUUUUCAGCCAAUCAGAGCUGCCAGUUUACCCACCAUAAAGCUUCCUGUGUGAUCGAGUGAAAUUUUUUUUUUUUUUUUUCCCUGUAAAAUCUCUCACUUCAGUUUGUUAUUGUGAAUGUUUCAGCUUAAACUGAAUGAACCAAACGCUUUUCUUUUCAUGUGAGUUUGAGGAUGCUUUUCUGAACUCGUCCACAUCAGAUUCUGUGACUAACCCUUUUCUUUUUUAUCAUGUUUAUAUUUUAUAAGAUGGCAUUUUUGGUAUUUUUAUAGACAGUUUUUUAUAAUGGCUAAUAGUUUUAGUAAAGUUAUUACAGACCGUAGACACAUUUGCAUGGUGCUUUGAAUAAUGUUGAAGUUUUUCAUUGUAUUUAAAGCAGCUCUUUGAAAGUAAUUCACUACGCAAUCACAAGUUCAGUUGACAGCUAACCUGUCAACUGAAAAAUUCCUUAACAACAAGUCUUUAUUUUUGUCACAUUAUUUUUUUUAUGAGAGGUGACUUUUGUCCUCCAAUGUAGGAUCAGUGAAUGUUUUCUGUAUGUGAGGUUAUGGGUGUUUAUGGGAUAUGUACCAGCCUAGUCUCAAAGUGCUGCAGUUUUGUGUCUGAAGCGCUCCUCUUUCACUUGGGCGCAGCUCAUCUCCCCCAUAGAGGAGGGUGUCCAGCGGACCCUGAAAACACUGCCUGCUGAUAUGAUCAGUUAUCACAGUGUGCAAGCUAUUAAACCUCAAGAUUCAGCACUGUAUUUUUUAUUUUUUUUUUUGUGUUUUUUUUUGUUUUGUUUUUUUACAGAUUAGGUGGUCGGAGCUAAGAUGCUGAAGUUGUAUUUGUACUGCUUUUGUAUGUAUUAUCUAACAAACACUAGCUUUACACAUACGUUGAUUUAACCUUUUAAGAAUUGUCACUUGCAUGCUUUGUUUUGCUGCAGCCUUUAUAUUUCAAAUGAUUGAAUAAAGUGUUGAUUGAAUGUA
Messenger RNA from Pimephales promelas (fathead minnow), 2800 nucleotides. The record is from RefSeq and is a predicted model, not a curated record. Lineage: Eukaryota; Metazoa; Chordata; Actinopteri; Cypriniformes; Leuciscidae.